Molecule: messenger RNA, 2125 nt
Organism: Tribolium madens (black flour beetle)
Lineage: Eukaryota; Metazoa; Arthropoda; Insecta; Coleoptera; Tenebrionidae
Product: poly(ADP-ribose) glycohydrolase-like
Exons: 8
Coding region: 89-2095 (668 amino acids)
Biological process (GO): ATP generation from poly-ADP-D-ribose; carbohydrate metabolic process; regulation of DNA repair
Cellular component (GO): cytoplasm; nucleus
Molecular function (GO): poly(ADP-ribose) glycohydrolase activity
Source: RefSeq, a predicted model, not a curated record
GUCAACUGUCAAUUUUAACAGACACAACAUAACCCAAUUUUUAGCUAAAAUAACAAAUAUGAAACGCGAAUUUAAGUGGUGACCCAAAAUGAGCGAAUCUGAAAGUGGGACUUACACCCAAACAUGGCUAGGUACCCCCUUAUCGGACUUGUACAAAGGCCAAGGCCCGUGGGGCUUCGCUACCUCUCCUGUCACGCCCGCAAGGUACCACCACGUCCUGUUUGAGCUCCCCGUGACACUAAAAGAGCCCCCACAGCCCCAUUAUAACUCACAACCCAAGCACUGGGAUGAUGAUUACGUCAGGAUGCCUUACUCUUCUCACAGUUUAUUUUUAGUCAAAGAAGAUGGAGAGGAAGUGAUAAAACCGCGCUGGGAUGUCAUAAAUGAAGCCCUUUCGAAACCUAUCAACUCUGUUGAGGAAUUAGAAAAAGCAAUAAACUCUUACAAUAACAAGUUACCAAAAUUUACAGCACUGCAACAUUUUUUUAAUGAUGUUGUAGAAGAGGAAGAAGCGCAACAUUUUUUUAGUUCAUUAUUACCCAAAAUCAUCCAACUUGCAUUACGUUUACCUGAAUUAGUCCCUGGAAGUAUCCCACUGUUGAGAAAAAAUCAUUCAAAGUCGGUCAGUUUGAGCCAAUUACAAGUUGCGUCACUGUUAGCAAAUGCGUUUUUAUGUACUUUAAUCUGGAGGAAAAAAACUUCCGAUACUUUCCCUGGUGUUAAUUUCACAAAAUUAUUCAACGCCGAUGACCGAACUUUACGCCAAGAAUGUGUAGCAGAAAAAUUGAAGUGUAUCAUGCACUACUUCAAGAGAGUUACUACCAAAACUCCUGCCGGUGUCAUAACUUUCGAGCGUAAAUUCGUCCCAAGGAACCAAAUGCCACGAUGGGACACUUUGGACAAUAAUUUAGGAAACACCAAAGUACAUAUCUCAAGCUCAGGGACGAUAGAAGAAGCUGUAGGUUUUCUACAAGUAGAUUUUGCUAAUAAAUUUAUAGGCGGCGGUGUCUUGUCUUAUGGCUGUGUUCAGGAAGAAAUCCGGUUCGUCAUUUGCCCGGAAUUGAUAAUCAGCCGCCUGUUCACCGAAGUGUUGGGCGACGGCGAAGCCGUCAUUAUCACCGGAAUUGAGCGAUACAGCAAUUACUCCGGUUACUCCAACACCUUCAAAUGGGACGGCCCCUUCAUCGACGACACACCGUUCGACGAUUACGGUCGCCGGAAAACAACGUUGGCUGUGAUAGACGCGACCCAAUUCACCAAAUCCAAAGACCAAUUCCACUGUUCGACGAUUUUGCGAGAACUCAAUAAAGCUUAUGUCGGGUUCAGUUGUCGCGAAAAACAAAACCUGGCACCUGUGGCGACCGGCAAUUGGGGCUGUGGGGCCUUCAAAGGCGACCCUAAUUUAAAAUCGUUGAUCCAACUCAUGGCAUGCAGCGCCUCUGGGAGAGACUUGGUGUAUUACUCGUUCGGCGAUGUCGAGCUCCGAGACGAGUUUUACAAAUUGUAUCUCUUCCUCGCCAAUAAAAAAAUCACAAUAUGCCAGCUGUGGCGGUAUUUGUGCCGAUUUUGCGCCGCAAAUGUCACUUCUGACAAGUUGUAUUCAUUUAUCCAACAAUGCCACUUCGAUUCCAAAACGCAGCCAACAAUUAAACAAUUUUUGUGUUUCACACAGAAGAGGAAACCUGAUCUCAACUUGCCCUCAACGUCGACCGAGGAGGAAGUGAAAACGAAGAAAAAUUUGCCGAACAGAACAGACGAGUUGAAAAUUUCGAAGUCCGAGGCGAAGCCGAGUACAAAGUAUCCGGUUUUACCGGUGACGAUCGAGCGAAAACAAAGUCCAGUCAGUUCAGACGAAAUUAUACAGAUCAUAGAUAUCAUAGACGGGAAAGUGGCGAAAAGUCCGGGAAAUGACGACCAAGAGGAAAGUUUCCUGUCCAAGAUUGAUAAAAUGAAGAAAAGCGAGAAGAGUGACGAUUGCGAGAUUCCCAUGGAAGUUGAGGUGGAGCCCAAACCUGUCGGAUUCAUCGAAGAUAAGAAGAGGAAGAUUAGCGAUUAUUUCUCUAAAGUGACGAAUCAUGUCAACAGCUAUUUGUAAUUUCUUAAUAAAAAUGAAUUAUUUUAUUUA